UUUCUUUCCUAAAGAUUUUGGCGCUGAUGUCCAGUCGCAUUGUGUCGAAUGUGAGAGAUAAAUGGAAGUUAACAAAACCGCCAUUUCCGCCAUUGGAAGAAGCUCCAGAGUUGGGCAACAAUUUAUUUUCUCUGUAUUGAAGUGCUGUAUAUCUGUUCGUAAUCUUGCGAAGAUCCAUGCCCAAAUACUUGUCAGCGGCUUUGCCCAGAAAAAUUACAUCCUCGUCAACCUUUUGUCGCUCUAUAUCUCUUUUGGUUCUCUUGGAACUGCCCAGAAAGUUUUCGAGGACACUAGUGCACCGAGUACGACUGUGUGGAACCAGAUAAUUAGAGGCCAUGCUCGGAGCAAAACGCCCCAAGAAUCAAUUCAGCUGUUCAAACGGAUGACGGCGGCGGAAGUUGAGGCUGAUGGGUUCACGUAUUCGUUUCUUCUGAGUGCGUGUGUGAGAUCGAGGUUGUUCAGAGAGGGGGAACAGAUACAUGGGAGAGUUUUAGUAAAUGGGUAUUGGUCCAACACAUAUGUUAGAACGAAUUUGAUCAAUUUAUACGCAAAUGGUGGAGGUGUAGGGGAUUUUGAUCUUAAGCGUGCGCGUUACAUGUUUGAUGAAAUGCCUGACGCAAAUGUCGUAGGUUGGAAUUCCUUGCUCGCAGGGUAUGUUAGACGUGGUGAUUUUGAUGGGGCUAGAAAAGUUUUCGACGAGAUGCCUGAGAGGAAUGUCCAGACAUGGACUACAAUGGUUGCAGGAUUUGCUCAAAAUGGCCAGUGUAAGCUAGCUUUGUCACUAUUUAAUCAAAUGAGAAGGGCUGGUAUGGAAUUGGAUCAGGUGGCAUUGGUGGCUGCAUUGUCAGCUUGUGCUGAAUUGGGAAACUUGACAUUGGGAAAAUGGAUUCAUAGGUAUGUUGAAAGAACAUGGCGGAGUAGACACCUCCCAGUUUUGGUGUCUCUGAACAAUUCUCUGAUGCACAUGUAUGCAAGUUGUGGUGUUAUGGAUUUAGCAUAUAAAGUGUUCAAAGAAAUGUCCCGACGAAACACUGUGUCUUGGUCGAGCAUUAUAACUGGGUUUGCGAAACAGGGUUGUGGAGAAGAAGCUAUUAGAGUCUUUCAGUUAAUGCUGUGCUCUGGCCAAAAUGAAGUGAGACCUGACGAGAUAACCUUCGUUGGAGUUCUCACUGCUUGUAGUCAUGCCGGUUUAAUCGAUGACGGCAUCCGACUUUUCCAGUCUAUGCACAAAAUUUUCGAAGUCAUCCCACAGAUUGAGCAUUAUGGAUGCAUGGUUGAUCUCUUGAGCCGUGCAGGUUUACUGAAUGAAGCGUUGAAGCUGAUUGAAAGUAUGCCAAUGAAGCCAAACAAUGUCGUAUGGGGUGCACUUCUCAACGGCUGUAGAAUUCACAAGAAUGACAAGAUCGCAUCCCAUGUCGCAAAACAAUUGGCUUUGGAAAUUGAUCCCUGCAACCAAGCUGCUGGAUACUUUAUGCUCCUAGCUAAUGUUUAUGCUGCAGACAAACGUUGGCGAGACACUGCCAUUGUGAGACAGAACAUGCUCGACAUAGGAGUGAAGAAACCUUCAGGCAGAAGUUGGAUCGAGAUAAAUGGAGUCGUAUGUGAUUUCGUGGCAGGGGAUGAGACUCAUAAGGAUGUGAGUUUAAUUUACGAGAUGCUUGGUAACAUAACCAGACAAGCCCGGAUGGAAAGCUGCAAAUCAGAGACAAUAUCAGAGGCAAUUGUUGGUGACUAAUGGAGGCAGUUGGGGAACUGAGAUGAAAGACUUCUGGUAAGAUUGCUAUUUUGCUGCUGCAACAUACUAGUUGAAACUAAAUGUAGCAAUAGCAUUUGUUUAGCCUUGUAGUUCUCUCAAUCUUAUUCUCAACUCUUCUGAAGAAUCUAUGCAAAUGUUUAUGGUAUCAAUGGAAGUUUCAAUUAUAAAACCUUUUAUGAA
Molecule: messenger RNA, 1936 nt
Organism: Benincasa hispida (wax gourd)
Lineage: Eukaryota; Viridiplantae; Streptophyta; Magnoliopsida; Cucurbitales; Cucurbitaceae
Source: RefSeq, a predicted model, not a curated record